UGCAACAUACCAUUUAUCUUGCAAAGAAUGAGGAGGGAAGAUCCAAAAAGUGGCGUACGUUCAGAGGAUGAAAGCCCAAACUACCUUCGAAUACACGUCUCAAAGAAAGCUGUACUAAAGUAUCUGGUUCCCAAACUAACAAGGGCCCUCACAAAGGAUUUUCGUGUUCUACAAUAUGAUAUCUGCCAUGAUGAAACAGUGUGCAAACACAUAUUUGAAGAAUUUGUGAGAACUUUCCAAGGGGACUUGCAUUCAAGUGCCGAGGUCACCAAUGUCAUAGAUGUCCAUGACGUAUUCGAGGAAACUUUACUGCUUGCAGCUGCGAAUGUUUCUAACCUAGCAUCUGUUAAAACCUUGUUAGAUAUGGGUGCUGAUGUGAAUGUCAGAAACAGAACUGGGCAGACAGCACUUCACUUAGCCUGUGAGGCAGACAGAAUAGACGUCCACCUUAUCAAGUUACUCCUUGCACAGGGUAUUAGUGUAAACAUGGUUGAUAGAAAAGGAAGGACAGCUCUUCAUGUAGCAUGUGAGGCAAACAGGUUGGACGUCAGCGUUCUUGGAGUUCUUCUCAAAACUAAUUGUGAUGUCAAUAUCACAGAUAGCUCAGGAGAUACAGCUCUUCACAAAGCAUGUAAGGGCAGUGGUGGAGACAUCUGUAUUCUAAAAUUACAGAUACCCCCCAAUGCUGACACCCCCGUACCUGAUAAUGAAAGUCGCAGGUCAAUCGUGAGAGUAUGUAGAGCAGGUUUAGAUGCGAGGGAUCUUGUGCAUCUCAGCACCCAAUCUGUUGACAUCAAUGUCCCUUAUUCUAAUGAAAUAACAGUACUUUACUUAUUGUGUGUCGGAAAUAGUGUGGAUUCCGAUAUUAUUAGGUAUCUGUCAGAUGCAGGCAUUCGCAUGGGAGUCGAAAAUAGGAGAGAAAGUGAAUCACUUUACGUAGACAACACUGAAAAUAGAGCUACAUGUCCAUUUGAAGUAAUGGUCACAAAAGGGGCUGAUGUGAAGAUAGCAGACAGAACAGGAACAACAGCACUUCAUCUAGAAUGCCAGAAUAUCAGUAUGGACGUCUGUGUCAUUGAGGCACUCAUCAAACACCCUACUGAUGUCAACAUUGUCAAUAAAGAUGGAAAAACUGCACUCCACUUUGCAUGUGAAGGAGAACGUGCAGAUGUCCGUCUUGUGAAGCUACUGGUAAUGCACGGCUCUGGUGUGAAUAUUGCCGACACGAAAGGAAAUACACCACUUCACUUGGCAUGUUUGAAAGUUUGUAUCAACACCCGUGUUUGUGAGAUACUUGUCACACAUGGUGCAGAUGUCAAUAUGAUUGGUGAAAACAGGCAGACACCACUUCAGUCAGCUUGCACAACUUCAGAUGUCGACAUUGGUCUAAUUGAUCUUCUCAUUCAACACAACGCUAAUGUCAACAUACCAGACGACAAUGGCAGAACACCACUUUAUAGAGCUUGCACAACUUCAGAUGUCAACAUUGGUCUUAUCGAUCUUCUCAUUCAACACAAGGCUAAUCUCAACAUACCAGACGACAAUGGCGAAACACCUCUUCAUACAGCAUGUGGCAGAUCUGACGUUGACUUUCGUGUCAUUGACUUACUUUUAACUUAUGGUGCUGAUGUCAAUGUUGUCAAUCCACUAAAUGGAAUGACGGCACUUCUUUUUCUAGUCAACGGUAAAUAUGAAGUAGACUUCCGUGUUGUUGAGCUACUUCUCACACAUGGCGCUGAUGUCAAUACUGUUGAUGGGGAUGGAAAUUCAGCACUACUUCACAGAUUAUUUAUGAUUACACAUAAGGAUGAAGGUGUUAUUGAACUUCUCAUCACACAUGGUGCUAAUGUUAAUAUCACAAAUGACGAUGGGCUCUCAGCACUUUUCUUAUCAGGCAGAAAUCGCAAAGACUUCGGUGUACUUGAGCUACUGCUCACACACGGUGCGGAUGUUAAUUCCACUGAUCAAAAUGGGAGGACAAUGCUUCACACAAUAUUGAAUUCCAACAAUAUUGAUGUCCGUUGUGUCGAGUUGCUUCUCACAAAGGGUGCUGAUGUCAAUAUUGCUGAUGUAAACAGAAUGACAGCAUUUCAGAGCAUGUGCAUUAUAGGCAGUUUAGAUGUCCGUGUUAUUGACCUACUUGUCAAACAUGGUGUUGAUGUAAAUACCAUCAAAGAAGAUGGAGGUACAGCUCUCCACUCUGCAUGUUCUGGUGACAAUAAACAUGUCCGCCUUGUUACAUCGCUCAUCAACCAUGGAGCUGACAUCAAUGUAACUAAUGAAGAUGGAAUGACACCACUGCACUUGGCAUGUUCGCGAGUGGAUGAAAUCAUAGUAUAUGAUCUGGUGGACAAUACCUUACAAAAGGAACUUGACAUUCGAAAUGAAAAUGACUUCCAAGUAAUUGAGUUACUCGUCACAAAUGGCGCUGAUGUGAAUGCCACUGAUGAAUAUGGAUGGACAGCACUUCACAGACAGUGCAGAGCGAGAAGUGCCGAAGUCCGGGUUAUUGAUCUACUCCGCAAGCAUGGUGCUGAUGUCAACAUCACCGAUGAAGUUGGAAUGACAGCACUUCAUAGAGCCUGUAAGGCAGGCAGUGGCUUCGAUGAUAUCUCUUUUGAGUUUAAUGAUGGAGAGAAAGACCAAAGUACAGAUGACAAGGAAGAUAAAAUUCCUGUGAUGGAGUAUCUCAUCAGACGAUACAUGGCUGUCAAUACUGCUGACAAGGAUGCGAAGUGCAAAGUUCAUGGUGACUUCAUAAGGAUGCUCGUAAAACUCGGUGCUGAUGUCAACAAGGUUGAUGCUGAUGGAAAUACAGCACUUCAUAUUCUGUGCAAAGGCAAAAUGAAUGAAAAUUCGGAAAUAUCCAGCCUUGUGGAGAGCGGCGCAGAUCUAUACAGACAUAACAGAAAAGGUUGGAUUGCAUAUUGUUUGCAGAGCGAUCGUCUUGUGCCGAACAAUGUUUUGGCUCAGUGCACCAACCUGAUGAUGGCCGUACAGAAUGGUGACGUGUCUGCAGCUCAUGAACUGUUGAUCCAGGGAGUCCCCAUCAAUACCACAGACAGGUUCGGACGCACGGCUCUCCACUACUUGUGUCUAUGUGACUACAUAGAUACCAGCAUUUUGUCAUUAAUGGCGUGCAAACAAUAUGUAAACAUGCCUGACAGGUUUGGUAACACAGCUUUACAUUGCUUGUGUAGGCGAAGAGACAAGAAGGAAAUUGUAAAUAUGCCACGUCUUCUCAAGAUUCUCUUAGAAGCUGAAGCUGACGUGAACGUGCGAGAUGAGUUUGGUUUCAGUUCUCUAUAUUACCUGCGAGGAGUUAUGAGUUCGAAGAUGUUGGACUUGCUGAUGAUACACUGCAACCAACUGAACGAGAACGACGGCGACGGUCUCACUCUCAUGCACUAUAUGUGUGUAAAAGGGCAAUGGGAAUGUCUCAAAAAGAUCAUCAGUGAAGCUGAUGAUAUGAACAAACCAAGCAGCAAGACCCUGUAUGUAGAAAAAACUAACACUGUUUUUCCAAACGGGUCAACAGCUCUACAAUUGGCGUGUAUGUCAGCUAACAUUACCGAAAACAAUGUGCAGAUGAUGAUACACAAGGGAGCAGAUGUUAACAUCAGCAACAAACAUGGGCGGAUUCCUUUGCAUGUUCUGUCUACAGCACUUCCGGACAUCAGUUGGAAUGGAAAGUGGGUACUGAGAAGAAGUAGGGAUCAAGAGAAACUGCACAUUUGUCUUCUACUUCUGAGGGGAGGAUCUGACAUUCAUAAACAGGACAAAGAUGGCUUCACAGCUCUAGGAAAUGUAAAGGUUUUACUGGAUUCUGUCAACAGUGCAAUGGAAGGAAUUCAAACAAUAUGUGAUGAGGUUUCAGCGCUGAUACAAAACAACAGUGUAGUUCAUGAUCUGCUCAAAGAAAGUGAUAUUGCAGAGACUGAUAUAUUUGGAAGAACAGCUCUUCAUUACCUGUGUCUGAGUGAGCACCCUCACCAGGCUGAUUUCCAACUGGUACCAUGCAAUACUGACGUCAACAAAGCUGACAAGUGGGGUAGUACAGCCCUUCACAAUCUGUGUAGGAGAUAUGACAUUCAGCGGUUACCUAAUUUGAUACAAUUACUUCAGAUUCUGUUGGAAUCAGGAGCUGACAUAAACACGAAAGAUGAGUAUGGAUACAGUUCUCUGUAUUACUUACGUGAAAUCAUGAACGUCGAACUCCUAGGCAUACUGAUGUCACACUGCACACAGCUAAACGAAGACAACGGGGAUGGCCUCACUCUCCUGCACUAUCUCUGUGCGACAGGAUCAAGAGAAUGCCUAGAGAUGCUCCUUGAUUAUGUCGAUGAUUUGGACAAAGAAGUGAGCCAGAAUGUCACAAGCACAAGCGGUAAUUGUGUUUUCGUUCAGGGUUUGACGGUCCUCCCGAUUGCAUGCAUGACAAAAGGUGUUGACAAAGGUCUUAUUGAGAUGAUUUUGCACAAAGGAGCUGAUGUUAACACUGCUGACGUCCUAGGGAAAACGCCAUUGCAUUACAUUUGUGAACGAUCAUUGGUGUUCAGGUGGAACAGAGCUUGGUCCAAGAAGGCUUUGACAUGGCUAAGUACAAACAACGUCACCGUGUACUGCUUCUUGUUGGAUCGGGUAGCAGAAGCACAGAAAAAAGACAACCGCCAUCGUCCCCCAAAUGCAUCCAUUUUACAAAAUCGAUGUCAAUUUCAGCAGGAUGAAGAGGAGGCACUGACAUUAUCUGAGAAUGACGCAAAGGAAUAUGACUUCCUUCUUGAUGAAGAGGAACUUACAUACCUGACAAUGCUGCUCAAAGAAAGAGCAGAAGAAAGGAUUUCUGAACCCAAAUUUAUUUGGGGUGACGUGGAUACAUUCUAAGAUGAACAAAUCUGAUGAAAAGUGGAGGCAAAAUAUGUACAGUAAACUACGGUUAUAACAAACUCAAAGGGAUUACCAAUUUUA
Molecule: messenger RNA, 4968 nt
Organism: Haliotis rufescens (red abalone)
Lineage: Eukaryota; Metazoa; Mollusca; Gastropoda; Lepetellida; Haliotidae
Product: serine/threonine-protein phosphatase 6 regulatory ankyrin repeat subunit A-like
Exons: 5
Coding region: 28-4884 (1618 amino acids)
Molecular function (GO): protein binding
Source: RefSeq, a predicted model, not a curated record